Molecule: messenger RNA, 2634 nt
Organism: Corylus avellana
Lineage: Eukaryota; Viridiplantae; Streptophyta; Magnoliopsida; Fagales; Betulaceae
Product: Pentatricopeptide repeat (PPR) superfamily protein
Biological process (GO): RNA modification
Cellular component (GO): intracellular membrane-bounded organelle
Molecular function (GO): RNA binding; protein binding; zinc ion binding
Source: RefSeq, a predicted model, not a curated record
UUACGGUCUUGCUGUAUAGGAAUUAGGAACGAGGGAUAGGCCACCUUAUUUUAUAAACUAAAUCAGGAGAUUUGAUUUGCAAAAUCAGACCCGAAGCCAUGCCCACUCCAAGACCACCAACGAGCCGUCAAGCUCCUCUCCAGCACCUGCCAUUUCUUUUCAAAUCAGUUCAUAGACCCUCCUCUUCUCCUACUAACCCUAUUAAGCUCUUGAAAAAAUCAGCCGACGCUAAAAACUUAAAAAUAGGAAAAGUAAUCCAUGCCCACUUGAUCACAAGUAAUCAAGCCUCCAAAAACUGCGACGUGUUUCAAACAACCUCGCUGAUUAAUUUGUACGCGAAAUGUGAUGAAAUAUCUACUGCCCGCCAACUGUUUGAUCAAAUGAGUGAAAGAAGUACAGUUUCGUGGAGCGCGUUGAUGGCGGGGUAUUUACAAAAUGGGUUGGCUUUGGAAGUUCUUGGGCUAUUUAAGAAAAUGGUUUCAGUGGAUAAUUUGCGUCCGAACGAAUAUGUACUUGCUACUGCUCUUUCUUCUUGUUCUAUUAGUGGAAGGGUUGAAGAGGGCAAGCAAUGUCACGGGUACGUGUUGAAGUCUGGAUUGGUGUUUCACCAGUAUGUGAAGAAUGCACUUGUUCACAUGUAUUCGAGGUGUUCAGAUGUGGAAGGUGCUAUGCAGGUUUUGAAUACAUUGCCUGGAUAUGAUGUUUUUUCCUAUAAUUCAGUCAUGGAUGGACUUAUGGAACUUGGGUAUCUGAGGGAAGCUUUAGAAGUUUUCGGUAGGAUGGUAGGUGAAUGUAACGCCUGGGACAAUGUUACAUAUCGUACCCUUUUUGGCCUUAGCGCUCGUCUUAAAGAUUUGAAGUUUGGUAUGCACGUUCAUGGUCAGAUGUUGAAGAGUGACCUUGAGUGUGAUGUCUUUGUUGGUAGUGCCAUUAUUGAUAUGUAUGGAAAAUGUGGUAACGUUCUGAAUGCAAGGAAAGUUUUUAAUGGUUUGCAAAAUAGGAAUGUGGUCUCUUGGACGGCACUCAUGGCUGCUUACUUCCAAAAUGGUUACUUUGAGGAAGCACUACAUCUACUUUCAAAAAUGGAACUUGAAGAUAUUAUGCCUAAUGAAUACACUUUCGCUGUUUUGCUGAACUCGAGUGCAGGUUUGUCUGCACUGAGACUGGGAGAUCUAUUACAUGCACGUGUUGAGAAGUCAGGUUUCAAGGACCAUACUAUUGUCGGGAAUGCUUUGGUCAUAAUGUAUUCCAAGACUGGCAACAUCAAAGCAGCAAAUAAAGUCUUCACUGAUACGAUAUACCGAGACUCCGUUACCUGGAAUGCAAUGAUAUCUGGUUAUUCCCACCAUGGGCUUGGUAAAGAAGCUCUAAUUGUGUUUCAAGACAUGUUGGCUACAGGAGUGAGUCCUAACUACGUAACUUUUGUUGGGGUUCUAGCUGCAUGUGCCCAUUUGGGUCUGGUGCGAGAAGGAUUAUACUAUUUGAAUCAGCUAAUGAAACAAAUGGGCAUUGAACCUGGACUGGAGCACUAUACCUGUAUUGUUGGGCUUCUGAGCAGGGCUGGACUACUUGAUGAAGCUAAGAAUUUUAUGAGAUCUGCACCAGUAAAGUGGGAUGUCAUUGCGUGGCGUACUUUGCUUAAUGCUUGUCAUGUCCAUCGGAAUUAUGGCUUAGGGAAGCAGGUUGCAGAAUCUGUCAUGCUCAUGGACCCUCAUGAUGUGGGAACAUAUGUAUUGUUGUCAAAUAUGUAUGCCAAGGAAAGGAGAUGGGAUGGAGUUGUGAAGAUUCGGAAAUUGAUGAGAGAAAGAAACAUUAAGAAAGAACCUGGAGUGAGCUGGUUAGAGAUAAGGAAUAUUACCCAUGUCUUUGUUUCAGAAGACAACAAACACCCAGAGUCUAGUCAGAUAUAUGAGAAGGUAGGGGAAUUGCUGGCCAAGAUUAAACCAUUGGGGUAUGUCCCUAAUAUUGCUUCAGUACUGCAUGACAUGGAGGAUGAGCAGAAAGAAGACUGUCUUAGUUAUCACAGUGAGAAGUUGGCCAUAGCAUAUGGCCUAAUGAAAACACCUUCGGAAGCACCCAUACGUGUAAUUAAGAACCUUAGGAUGUGUGAUGAUUGCCAUAGUGCCGCCAAAUUAAUUUCGAAGGUCACAAACAGGGUGAUAGUUGUUAGAGAUGCCAACCGUUUUCAUCAUUUUCAAGAUGGUUGCUGUUCUUGUGCAGAUUACUGGUGACUGUUACGAUCAUGUGUAUAUAAGCUGUUGGCACCCUCCUCUUGCGAACUGGUUUUUAAGAGUAAAUUUUACAUGGAAUUUGUAUAAGUGACAUCAUGAUGACUUUCCAGUUAUACGGCUGGCUGGCUGAGAUAUGGAUAGUCAACUUCACUAGGCUGCUACAGCCCUGAGGCAAGGCCAAGUGGGAACAUCAGCGACUCAGCUUGAGCAAAUGGAAAGGGUACUAGUUUUCUACGUUUUAUGAUUUGAUGAAUCCAAAUUUGCGCUCGGCUUCUUUGCCUUUGGUAAGCUGGAUGGAGGGUUUUUUUCCAACUCCUGCAGCUUGGAUAUGUAGAGUCUCUGCAGCAUAUUUAAUUUAGAGAGAAAACUCCACUUACUUCUUGAUUUAAUUUUUUUUCCUACA